GCAAAAGGCACAGAGGAGUUUAAACUGAGACAGCUGUGAGGGAGCGAAGCAGACGGACUGAUUUUCCUCAACAUGAAUCCUGCUCUGGUGGUGUUGGUACUGUCAUUGCUGGCCACAGCGGCAGCUCAGUCUCAUGAUCAUCAUGACAUGGCAUGGGUUAACGGCUACCGCCAGAGCUUCAAUUUCCAGUGUCCCCACGGAGAGGUCCUUGUGGCCAUCAGGAGCUACUACAGUCAGAACGAUGGCUCGGACCGCUUGUGGACAUUUGAGUGCCAGCCCACACCUGAGGGUCUUGGGGAGCCCAGUGACUGCUGGUGGGACGACAUCAGUCGUGCUGGGAUGGAGUGGACUUCAACUUGUACCCGCAAUGGUCUGGUAGCAGGUGUACAAAGCAAGUACUUUGAAUCUGUUCUUGACCGGGAAUGGCAGUUCUACUGCUGCUAUUACAAACGCCGUUGUCCCUACUCCUGCAUGAAGACCACUGACAUUCCUGAAUACUACAGAGAAGAGGGAGAGCUGGUGGUUCCUAGUUAUGGCUACUUCAUCCGAGGUGCCCAGACCACCUUCAGUGGAGUGCUAAGAGAUCGGCAGUGGAAGUACAUCCUGUGCAGAAUGACAGACUUUGACUGUGAAUUUGAGAAUUUAUAGAUUUGUAAGCAGCAUGUUACCAAACUAUAAACAGUUCUAACUAAAAUACAUAUUUACUCUUACAUUUAAACACGACACUGACAAUAUACAGCACUCAUAUGAUUCAUGUUUUCAGUCAUGUAUUAACUUGUAAUAAAUGGAUCGACCACAGGCAUGUGACAUAUGUCUGUAUAAUCACAAUUUUCUUAGUCUAGCAUGCACAAUGACUGCUCAUGUAAAGGUAACUGUUAAGAUAAAUAUGAACACAGGAGGUCUGCAGCAAACUUUAGACACAUUAGACAGCUCAGGUGUUUUCAUUUAGUUGCAGGAGGACCAGGAAGUCCUAUGGUAACACCCAAAAGUGCUUUUAUAAAACAAGCUCAGUUAUUUGAUGCUGUGUUCAUGCUGAUGGUGGAAAACACUACGUCAGGCUCUGCUCCUCGACCUCUCAGCUGGGGUCAGGUGACUUUGAUGGCCAAAAAUAAAAGUUCACAUCAUUUUCAUGCACAUAGUUUCAGUGAGCUGCAGGGCAUGACCAAUUGUGAUAUUGUCUGGGACGCAGCACUUGGAACAAUUGUGUAUGUGUUGGAAGUAAUGAGAGGCUCUUUGAGAAUCACUACCAGUGUGAGCUUUGCAUGCAAUGAAAUGUGUCCCACCUGCUUUUAAUUGACUUUACAUUGCUCCUUUAUUUAAGUGUCUUCUCUUGUUCAGUUUGGCAAUUACAUCUAUAUACUGUACUGAAACUCGUGGCUGUGCUCUUUAGAUUACUUUGUAAGAUCAUUUAUUUAAUGUAAAGGUAUAAUAUGUUAGUUCAACAAAAUAAGCAAAUUAAUUGAAACAGCAUUUAAGUAACUGAAAAUAAAACAGUAAAACUGCCAAA
Toxotes jaculatrix (banded archerfish) is the source of this 1507-nucleotide messenger RNA. It is a transcript of the gene dpt, whose product is annotated as dermatopontin. Gene Ontology annotation, biological process: collagen fibril organization. The coding region runs from base 73 to 648 and encodes 191 amino acids. Lineage: Eukaryota; Metazoa; Chordata; Actinopteri; Toxotidae. The transcript has 4 exons. Gene Ontology annotation, molecular function: extracellular matrix structural constituent. Gene Ontology annotation, cellular component: extracellular matrix. The record is from RefSeq and is a predicted model, not a curated record.